UCCCAACUUUUAAAAAGGCAUCCAGUCAUAACUGCCAUUAAUGGGCGACAGUAGUGUAAUAAAAUAAAGGAAUAAUGAUGUAUAUCGGGAAAUAAGUUGUUUAUUCACAUACGCACAAAUGAUAUGCACUUUUGUUUGAUGAGAACAUAGUUUGUGAAAGAUGGGUGUACUCGUAAGAGUAAAAAUAAAUAGACUUUGUGACACGACAUCUGAUAGAACUAUACAGGAAACAACACUGUUUCGGUAGGAUCGAUUUAUAGAACGAGAUUCUCCUAACAGAGCAAUGGUGAUGGUGUUCAACACUAUUUCAUUUACUUUGGUCACUCUUAUGUGUGUUUACUUUAAAGUGGAAGGUUGUAAGUACAUAUAUUGUAUGUUUUGGUUCAAACCAAUAUGUAAAUUGUAUUUUUAGCAGGAUGAGAAAGCAAAUGAGAGAUUUUUAUACAUUUCAGUUAUAUUUUAAAAUUCACCGUUAUCUAGAGGAAAUCUAUUGAUUGCUUUGGAAAUUUCCUUUGUGUCAAACGUUAAUACACGAUUAAAAAAAACGAAACAAAUGUAUGGAUAUUGAAUGGGUUUAUGUUAUUUGAGAAAAAAGAAAUGAAGUUAAAUUAUCAACAAAAAAAAACAAAACAGUAGGACAAGUAAUAUGAAUGAGUUAACAAUUUGAACUACCUUAAAAAGGCCAAUACUAACCAGUGGGCAAAUAAUUGGUAUUUCAGAAUGUUUUUAACGAUUAAAAAGUCAAUGCGGCAAUAAAUACUGACACUUUAACAAAUCCUAAAGACUGCUUUAUGAUCCGAUAUAGACAUGAAUCUGGCAUGUGAGAAACAUACUUGGCAGACUUCAGAGAAGUACCCCUCCUCUAGAGCUGUAGACGGAUUGUGUGGAAAUCUAUCAGAAAGCGGAGGCCAGUGUGCGGUGUCUUUGGAGUCGAACGCCGAUGUCACUUGGCUAGUGGACCUCGGUACAAUUCAGAGUAUUCAUAAAAUAGUCAUACAUUAUAGAACCGAUGAAAUGCCAUUUGCAAACAGUGAUUUGGCAGGCACCUUUCUUGGAUUUUCUGUCUAUGUGUCGAAUACAACAGUCAAGGAGGACGGGUACCUGUGUUAUCACGACACGACGUAUACACCGUCAACUAUUCCGUCAAGUCUGACCAUAGAAUGCACCAUGCCAGGUCGAUAUGUGAUCUAUUUUAACACCAGAGAAGGCAAUCUGUCCCCAAAACCUGGCUAUUCUACAAAGGGACAAAUAAAUCUAUGCGAAGUGGAGGUGUAUGGUUGUCCUCUAGGGUUCUAUGGUGUGCAUUGCUCAAAGACUUGUCCAGUUAACUGUCACCAUUGCAGCAUUGUGUCUGGAGAAUGUCUUGGAGACUGUCGGCUUGGUUUUUCCGGACAAUUCUGUGAUAAUUAUGAAAGAAUUAAUAUGGCAUUGCAUCGCCCGACUUUUCAACUGCAUUCACUUUUUGACGGACAACCAAGUUCCAGACUCGUUGAUGGUAAAAAAAGUGAUCUUAAUAUACUCAGCAGUCAGUGCACUUCUACUCAAGAUGGCCAGUCGUUUGUAAUGUGGAGGGUAGAUUUAGAAAAUUACCGUCGCAUUGAACGCAUUGUUAUCUACUCAAGAACGGAUAAUAAAAAAUGGGAUGUCAACAAUGGGUUUACAAGAAGACUUUUAGGGUUUUCAGUUGCCGUUUCGAAUACGACUGAUUACAAUCAUGGCGUUAUUUGUUAUCAUGAGAGAAAAUACAACAAGUAUACGAUACCUUCCAUUGUGGAUUUUUUCUGCUCUGCUGUUGGUCGGUAUGUAAUAUUUUACAAUGAGAGACGCCCAGGAAUCAGCUACCCAGAAGAUUACAGUCAAUACGCCUUUGUUGACCUCUGUGAAAUAGAAGUUUAUGGUUGUCCUAUACCCCAGUAUGGAUUUGAACAACCAGCCUGCACACUUCCUUGUGCUGCCUUGUGUAAAUAUGAUAUGGAAAAUCUUAGUUACAGGAAACAAACUUGGCUGUCAUCACCAUUUAGCCCUUUUAUGGCUGGCGAUAAAGCAGUUGAUGGACGAUAUACGUCACGCCAUUACUCAAGUGGACAGUGUGCUAUAUCAAAACCAUCAACACAAAUAACAUGGUGGGUUAAUUUGGGAAAGAUACACAGGAUCGAACUCGUCGUAAUCUAUUUCAGGACCGAUAACGUACAAUGGGGUUGUCCCAGUCCUGUGGGUAAAAAUCCUCAGUGUUCGAGACCUUGUCCCUGGAAUUGUGAACAAUGCUACCGUGACACGGGGCUGUGUGCCAAAUGUUGGCCUGGAUUUCGAGGUCAUGCUUGCGAAUUACCUUGCCAAGCUAUAGGUAACGUUACAACGUCAUCCAGUGUUAUUUACAAUGGACCUAUAUACCAGGCGCUGUUGUCUUCCAAUGGACUUUAUUACCCGGGCACUGAACGAGGGUAUGCAUAUAUAAACAUGACUUUAUCUGAGAAGUCGACAAACAUGGUUGGUCUGUCCUUCACCCUUCAUCAGGCAUCCAACGUGAUGGUUACCUUACUGGAUAACAAACAAUCUGUUAUCAAGAAAUAUUUCGAACACUCCUCAGACAAUCAGAAAUGGAAUGUAAAAGUAAUGAACAGCGUGACCUCUCAGGUUCAUUCCAUCAGUGUAGCGGUGGUGUAUAAGCACCAGUUUACUAUCUCAAGUAUGAGGCUUCCUCUGCGAAAAUGCAAAAAUGAAGAUAUAUCAUCUGAGGCACAGAAGAAUGAUGAUGUAUUUAAAUACCUCUAAAGAUUCAUUUUAAUGGAUUUUUUUAGUGUAAAAAUUAUAAUUAAACGUCAUUCUCUUUUUCACGUGUUUGAUUGGAACUCAUUUUUGGGUAUUUCGAAAAACAAUGCUAUCUUAUGAUU
Magallana angulata is the source of this 2891-nucleotide messenger RNA. RefSeq lists its product as uncharacterized. Bases 808 to 2772 code for a protein of 654 amino acids. The record is from RefSeq and is a predicted model, not a curated record. The transcript is spliced from 11 exons. NCBI's taxonomy places the organism in Eukaryota, Metazoa, Mollusca, Bivalvia, Ostreida, Ostreidae.